AGUAGUCAUUCUAAAUCGACGCCUGGCUGACUGCAGACGCGCUCCUCGGAUCGAAAUCGAAUUCGAAUACGCCAUCGUAUCGGUCGGUUCAAUCAAGUGUCGGGCGCUCUAAUCAUUAAUUAAGUGUCUUAAGAAAAUAAUUCCAAUUUGGCUAUCGAAACGGGUUUCCAUCUACUGCAUGUGCGAGUGACUAUGUUUUUGCGGUAGGCUCAUUUGUGAAAAAAGAAAAAUCGUUUGCAGCCAGUUAGAUUUUCACCUGAAUUGCAAUCGAGUGUAAUUAUCACACCGGCAGUAUGGAGAUGGAGACCACAACAGCAGCAGCUGUGAUGCUGGCAAAUGCAACUUCUGCGACCAUUCCAAGUGCCCUCUAUGCAAAUCGCAACCGAUUGAUCUUUGGGGCCAUUGUCAUGGUUUUGGGGGUUUUCGGCAAUUCCCUGGCUCUCUUUAUUUUGGCGCGCAAAAAGCACAACAAAAACAGCAAAUACACGCUCAUGUUGCGCUGCCUGGCCACCAACAAUCUGGUGGCUUUGCUGGGGAUGCUAACCACAACGCUGUUGAAGAUCUACCUCUCGAAGGAGGUCCUGCAGUCCUUUGUGCGAAUGGACUGUGUGGGGCAUGUGGUGUGGCGAUUCUUUGGCCUCAGCUCCGGGUGCAUUGCAGCAGUCAUGGCGGCGGAAAGAUGGAUGGCCCUGGCCAGACCCUUUAUUUACCACAAGCACAUCACCUACGAGCUGAUACGCAAGAGCAUCAACAGCAUACUGAUUGUGGCCGUGAUCAUCACGUUCCUGCCAUUUGUUGGGUUUGGCGCCUACAUCGAUGAAUCGAAUCCGGAACAGCUUAAGUGCAUACGAUAUCGCGAUGCGCAGGGUGUGUGGAACAAGUCGUAUGCGGUGCUCUUUAUGGUCUUUGGCACCCUAUUGUGCAUCGUGAUAGUGGCCUGCAACCUAUUCGUGGCCCACACACUGCUCUGUGUGAUUGGACGGAGUCGAACGGCCAAGCGACACAUGCACUAUGACCUGGUCAAAGACAAGGCCAGUACGAUUAGCAUUGAUCCGGAGAGCAGCAGCGGCACCACUCUCUAUCAGACACAGCUCAGUUCCGGAAGCGGAAGUAGCCAUCGCAGUGUCCAGCCAACGAGGCAGUUCCGGCACAGCGUCAGUGUUACAAUGGCGGCCACGGACUCCUCACCCGUGGAGAUCAAGUUCGCCAAGCUGAUGGCCUUCCUUAGCAUCUCCUUUGUCAUCUGCUGGAUGCCACAAAUGAUCGCCAUCCCGUUGGCCAUUGCUCCAGAUCGGGUGCCCGCAUCGAAUAAAUUCUUCAUCAUCGCCGACGUGCUCACAGCUCUGCACUUCACCUCGGAUCCGUAUGUCUACGUGCUGAGUCGCUCCAAGUCCAUCAACUGGUCGUUGCUCAGUUGCAUCAAGCGCUGGCGCAGCGGCUGGCGUCCGGGCGGACUUCGCCGGUCUCAGAGCGAUCAGAGCCGGAUGCGAACCACGAUGACGGAGGCGAAUACUCUGGACUUCAACUGAUACCGCUGGAUCCUCAACAGGCACCCAAGUACUUAACCCCUUCUCGGUGGGGUCUCACUCAUCUUUAUGCUCCGCCUACCUUCGAACACUCGAAGGAGAAGCAUCUCCUAGUCGCUUAAGUUGUAAAUAAUACAUAUAUGUACCCUAUUUGUAUGACAUCAUAUCAAGGUUUUCCUUAUACGCUCAGCUCACAUAAUCUCUGAAUCGAAAUGCGAUUUGUGGCAUAAAAUAUACCGCAUAUGUACCUAUGUGUAAAUGUA
Molecule: messenger RNA, 1789 nt
Organism: Drosophila elegans
Lineage: Eukaryota; Metazoa; Arthropoda; Insecta; Diptera; Drosophilidae
Product: prostaglandin D2 receptor
Exons: 5
Coding region: 294-1529 (411 amino acids)
Biological process (GO): inflammatory response; positive regulation of cytosolic calcium ion concentration; adenylate cyclase-activating G protein-coupled receptor signaling pathway
Cellular component (GO): plasma membrane
Molecular function (GO): G protein-coupled receptor activity
Source: RefSeq, a predicted model, not a curated record